Messenger RNA from Mercurialis annua (annual mercury), 1639 nucleotides. RefSeq names its product developmentally-regulated G-protein 3. Bases 159 to 1265 code for a protein of 368 amino acids. The transcript is spliced from 10 exons. Gene Ontology annotation, cellular component: cytoplasm. Lineage: Eukaryota; Viridiplantae; Streptophyta; Magnoliopsida; Malpighiales; Euphorbiaceae. Gene Ontology annotation, biological process: cytoplasmic translation. Gene Ontology annotation, molecular function: GTPase activity; GTP binding. The record is from RefSeq and is a predicted model, not a curated record.
UUGUAACAUAAAACGCAGCAGCCUUCAGUUUUUGAUUAUCUGGUAGCUUCUUCAAAACUGUAUCGAAGCAAUAGCUGCACUCGGUUUGGUUACAACUCGUCGCCGUUUAGUAUUAACGAUCCCAGUCUGAGUGUCGUUUAACCUUGUAAGCCGCAAAAAUGUCGACGGUAAUGCAGAAAAUCAAAGACAUCGAAGAUGAGAUGGCUCGGACUCAAAAGAACAAGGCCACAGCUCAUCAUCUUGGAUUGCUCAAGGCUAAACUUGCAAAGCUACGAAGAGAACUCCUUGAGCCUUCUGCAAAAGGAGGUGGUGGUGCUGGUCAAGGUUUUGAUGUCACUAAAAGUGGAGAUGCCAGAGUUGGCCUGGUUGGUUUUCCUUCGGUUGGGAAAUCUACACUGCUAAAUAAACUAACAGGAACUUUUUCAGAGGUCGCAUCCUAUGAAUUUACUACCUUGACUUGCAUCCCAGGUGUUAUUGUAUAUAGAGGAGCUAAAAUUCAGUUGUUGGAUCUUCCUGGUAUUAUUGAGGGUGCUAAGGAUGGGAAGGGUAGAGGAAGACAGGUUAUUAGUACUGCUAGGACAUGCAAUUGUAUCUUAAUCGUUCUUGACGCCAUAAAGCCGAUAACUCACAAGCGUCUGAUAGAGAAAGAGCUGGAGGGAUUUGGCAUAAGAUUAAACAAGGAACCACCUAAUCUCACAUUCAGGAAGAAAGAAAAGGGUGGGAUUAAUUUCACCUCAACAGUUGCUAACACUCACCUUGAUCUCGAUACUGUGAAGGCAAUAUGUAGCGAAUACAGAAUUCAUAAUGCCGAUAUCACACUGAGGUAUGAUGCAACGGCUGAUGACCUUAUAGAUGUCAUCGAGGGCAGUAGGAUAUACAUGCCCUGCAUAUAUGCGAUAAACAAGAUUGAUCAGAUUACCCUUGAAGAGCUGGAGAUUUUGGACAGACUUCCUCACUACUGCCCAGUCAGUGCUCACCUUGAAUGGAAUCUUGAUGGUUUGUUGGACAAGAUAUGGGAAUAUCUUAAUUUGACUCGCAUUUACACGAAACCUAAGGGCAUGAAUCCAGACUAUGAAGAUCCAGUGAUUCUGUCAUCUAGAAAUUGUACAGUGGAUGAUUUCUGCACCAGAAUCCAUAAGGAUAUGCUGAAACAGUUCAAAUACGCGCUGGUAUGGGGAUCAAGCGCAAAGCACAAACCUCAGAGAGUUGGCAAGGAACAUGAACUAGAGGAUGAAGAUGUGGUACAAAUAAUAAAGAAAGUGUGACAAAGUCAUCUCCGAUUUGUGAGUUCUUUGGUGAGAUCUGUAAGCUAUGAAUUCUGCGGUUUUGAAGGUAAUCGAGUUGGAGCGGAACUCACAUGGUGAGCAUAGUAGGAAACAGAUUGAUAUGAAAUUAUGCUAUUAUCCAAUCAGGCACUUCAGUUAUGUAUCUGUUUGCCCAUGGUAUGUAUGACUUAAAUGAUGAGACUGAGCAAAUAGGAUUAGUUGAGAAAUACAAAUUGGAAAGAUAGGUGAUGAAGAAUUGUGGAUUUACUUAAUGAAUUGGGUGUCAAUUCAUCACGUGUUUAACUGUGUUAUUGGUAUUUUGUCUUUGCAGCUGAACUAUUCAAAACAUGGUAUGGCAAUGGUUUUGUUUUUUA